UAUCUUCUUCGUUUUCACCGAUCAAAAAAGUCUGAUCUGGUUAGGCCUUUCAUGUUUUCCGGUUUCCGGUUCUUCGGACGAAGUCAAUUAUAUCUCUUUCUUCCUCAUAGCUGAUCUUAAUUUCUGAAAGCCAUUAACAUGUUUCUGGGCAGAGCUACUAGGCAUGCCUUCCCCAAAUUUCUUUCCCUUUUUGCAUUUUCUCCAUCUUCUUUCCUUCUUCCUCUGCCUAAGGAUCUUAGCCGUAACUUUCGCUUUCUUUCCUGUUCGCUAAAUCCUCGUAGCAUUGAAGAGGCAGUCUCUUCAUUUGAGAGCUUGCUUCACAUGAAUCCUCAACCCUCUAUAUUUCGUAUUAACAAGAUUUUAGGAUCCCUUGCAAAGAUGAAACAUCACCGAACUGCUCUCUCCCUUUUUUCACAAACAGAAUGCAAGGGAUUUUCGCCUUCUUUAGUUACUCUGAACAUCCUGAUCAACUGUUACUGCCAUUUGGGUCGGAUGUCUUUGGCUUUCUCUGUAUUGGGGAAGAUUUUCAAGAUGGGCCGUCAGCCAGGUACAAUCACUUUAACUACGCUGAUGAAGGGCUUCUGCAUGAAUAAUAACGUUAGAGAAGCACUUGUCUUUCAUAAUGAUUUAUUGAAAAAGGGAUUUCAGUUGGAUGAGGUAAGCUAUGGCACCCUCCUUAAUGGGUUUUGUAAAGUUGGAAAAACAACUGCUGCUCUUGAAUUGCUUCGAGAGAUGGAGGCGGGACUUGUUAAGCCUAAUUUAGUUAUGUACACCGCAGUAAUCGACGGUCUUUGUAAAGAAGGGCUUGUAAAUGAGGCAAAAAGUUUAUAUCAUGAAAUGAUUAGUAAGGGAAUAACUCCUAAUAUUUGGACCUACAACUCUCUCAUAUAUGGUUUCUGUUGCAUGGAUCAAUGGCAAGAAGUUACGCAGCUGUUAAAUGAAUUGGUAUUAGAAGGCAUCAAUCCUGAUAUUUAUACUUUUACUAUCUUGGUUGAUGCAUUCUGUAAAAAUGGGAGCAUAACCAAAGCUGAGGCAAUAUUUGUUAGGAUGAUGAAAUGUGGUAUAAAGCCUAAUGUUGUCACUUAUAGUGCUUUAAUGGAUGGAUAUUGUUUGACUAAUAAUGUUGAUGAGUCAAAGAAGGUUCUUGAUAGAAUGAUUAAAAGUAAUUUGACACCUAAUGUUUUCAGUUACAAUAUCUUGAUUAGCAGGUUAUGUAAAAGUAAAAGGGUUGGUGAAGCCAUGGAUCUCGUUCAAGAAAUGAGUUGCAAAAGUUUGCUUCCUGAUACUGUCACCUACAAUUCCCUUAUUGAUGGGCUGUGCAAAUCAGGAAAGAUCUCAAAUGUUCAAGGGCUUAUUUAUGAGAUGCAUGAUAACGGUCAUCUACCAAAUAUAAUAACGUGCAAUGUCUUGUUGGAUGGAUUAUGCAAAAGCCAGCAUCUUGACGCAGCAAUUAUGCUAUAUAAUAAAAUUUGUGGCUUGGGAUUUCAUCCUAAUAUAUACACGUAUACCAUUCUUAUUGAUGGUUUGUCCAAAGGGGGAAGGUUAAAUACUGCGCGACAGAUUUUUCAGCAUCUUUUGGUUAAAGGAUAUCCUUUGAAUGUCCAAGCCUAUACUGCUAUGAUCAAUGGACUUUGUAAGGAGGGCUUUUUUGAUGAGGCAAAGGCCUUACUUUUUCAAAUGGGAGACAAUGGAUGCCUCCCGGAUUUUGUAACUUUUGGAACAAUCAUUGGACAUCUUUUGGAAAAAGGUGAGAACGUGAAGGCAGAGAAUCUUCUUGAUGAAAUGCUUGCUAGAGGUCUCCUAAAACAAUAAAAGAAGAUGGGAAGCAUACGUGGCUAAUGAUUAUCCGUAGGCUUCAUUCCCUCAUCCCACUCUUCUUGCUAUAUUUUGAAGCGAAACUACUUCAACAGCCGUGAAAAUCUAUCAUUUUUCUUUCUAUUUAUGGUUUGUCUUUAGAGUAUGUGUUGACUAUGUAGUGUCUGGUAGCAUUAAGAUUCAAAGGCAAUUGUAUUGGCUUCCCUCCUUUUUUUCUUAUUUAUUAAAUUGUUUUCUGAGCUUUUUUUUUUCUGGCAAUGACCAUUGAAUCCCUGAAGUUCAUUGGUCUAUUUCAACUAGUUAGUAGUCAUUUGAUUGACUUUGCUUUGCUGAUUCAGAUAGGUAGCAUGUGUGGCCAAUGAUGAUCCAAAGUGUUGAUUCCCCCAUCCCACUUUUUUCGUUAUUUUAGCAUCUAUGUCAAGUUACAGAUAUGAAAUCUUUCAUUUUUCUUCCGUUGUUUGGCUUUGCUUCUUUUCUUGUAAUGUAUACCAGUUUGUUCCUCUGAAAUGACCAUAAUGAGUGUUUGAAU
Molecule: messenger RNA, 2344 nt
Organism: Prosopis cineraria
Lineage: Eukaryota; Viridiplantae; Streptophyta; Magnoliopsida; Fabales; Fabaceae
Product: pentatricopeptide repeat-containing protein At1g63130, mitochondrial-like
Exons: 2
Coding region: 139-1812 (557 amino acids)
Molecular function (GO): protein binding
Source: RefSeq, a predicted model, not a curated record